AUGCAGAAGGGGUGUGCGUGUCGCUUCCUGUACGGCCCGGACACGGCCGAGGAACACCGCCAGCAGAUCGAGCUGUCGCUCGAGAGCAAGACUGAGCUGAAGCUCGAGGUCAUGUUCUACAGGAAAAACGGCUCGCCCUUCUGGUGCCUGCUGGACAUCGUGCCGAUCAAGAACGAGAAGCGGGAGGUGGUGCUCUUCCUGGCGUCGCACAAGGACAUCACGCCGACCAAGGUGGCGCAGAUGUCCUCCUUGCCGUAUGAGGAACCCGAGGAGGAGCGGUUGUGCGGCGACGGAGAGCACGAUCCGAACGGUAACGAGCUGGACGUGGAGGCUCCGCCGAUCAACUACCAGCGGCGUCGGUCCCGCGCCGUGCUCUACCAGCUGUCCGGACACUACACCCAGGAGAGGAAGUCCAAGAUCAAGCUCAAUAACUCACUGCUGCAGCCGGGGUCUACAGCACCCUUGCCCGAGUACAAAACUUGCGCACUCUUGCCCGAGUACAAAACUUGCGGUCGAUGUUACAGUCACUGCUGCAGCCGGGGUCUAUAG
Molecule: messenger RNA, 549 nt
Organism: Pollicipes pollicipes
Lineage: Eukaryota; Metazoa; Arthropoda; Thecostraca; Pollicipedomorpha; Pollicipedidae
Product: potassium voltage-gated channel subfamily H member 8-like
Exons: 5
Coding region: 1-549 (182 amino acids)
Biological process (GO): regulation of membrane potential; potassium ion transmembrane transport
Cellular component (GO): plasma membrane
Molecular function (GO): voltage-gated potassium channel activity
Source: RefSeq, a predicted model, not a curated record